This is a messenger RNA of Penicillium subrubescens, 1638 nucleotides long. RefSeq names its product putative extracellular lipase. The transcript has 2 exons. Lineage: Eukaryota; Fungi; Ascomycota; Eurotiomycetes; Eurotiales; Aspergillaceae. The record is from RefSeq and is a predicted model, not a curated record. The coding region runs from base 1 to 1638 and encodes 545 amino acids.
AUGGCUGCUUCUAGCACUCGCCCCUCCGUGACUCUGCCUCAGGGCCAGGUGAUAGGAAUCCAAAUCAAGGAGGAAUUCCCUGUCACUCUCGAUGCCUUUUUGGGAGUUCCGUACGCACUUCCACCUGUUGGAGAACGACGAUUUAAGCCGGGAUUCAAGGUAGCAGAAUCUACCGAAACCAUUGAUGCGUCAAAAUAUGGUCCGGCUGCUCCGGGUAAGGCCUUGCUUGCUGGAGGACCAAAACUCGAGCAAAGCGAAGAUUGCCUUACUGCAAAUAUUUUCCGGCCACCUACAACGAGUGAAGCGAGCAAGUUGCCUGUCGCGGUGUACAUUCAUGGAGGUGCAUUUAAUCGAGGGUCGGCUACAAUGCAUGACACAGCCUCAAUGGUUGCUUGGUCCGAGUCGCCGUUCAUUGGGGUGAGCUUCGGUUACCGGAUUGGUGCAUUAGGAUUCUUGCCCUCCAGUUUGUCGAAGAAAGAAGGUGUCCUGAAUCUCGGGCUACGUGAUCAAGUCCAUUUACUUGAAUGGGUGCAAGAGAACAUUGCCAAGUUUGGAGGUGAUCCUGGCAAUGUGACACUGUUUGGCCUAUCGGCUGGAGCGCAUUCGAUAGGACACCAUCUUUUGAAUUACAAGGAGAAUGCACAAGCUCUUUUCCACCGUGUCAUCAUGGAAUCUGGCUCGCCUACAUCCCGCGCAGUUCGUCCCUAUAAUGCAAAGAUACACGAACAACAAUUUCAAGACUUCCUACGUGAGGUUGGCUGUCCGACUGACAUACCCGAGGAUGAAAUAUUCCCUUUCCUCCGGUCUCUGCCUAGUGCAACUGUGACGAAUGCCCAAACAAAGGUCUUCGACAAAUACAAUCCUUCCCUUCGGUGGGCAUUCCAGCCUGUGAUAGACGAUGAUAUCAUUUAUCGCAAGCCUUUAGAUGCCUGGAAAUCCCAGCUCUGGAACAAAGUACCGAUCAUGACGGGCUUUACCACCAAUGAGGGAAGCAUGUAUGUGGACAAGAAGAUGUCCGAUCCGUCGCAGUUCCGCAGAUUUUGGAAAGACCUACUCCCUGAAUUGUCGGUUUCGGAUCUGGAUACAAUUGACAGGCUGUACUCUGAUCCAAGUGCAGACCCAGCGUCGCCGUAUGUCGAGGACAGAGAAGGUUGUGGCCUCGGUCCUCAGUACAAGCGUAUUGAGGCAGCGUAUGCUCACUACGCAUAUGUUGCGCCUGUCCGUCAGACAGCUGAUUUUGCCUCCUCUCAAGGUGUACCCGUUUACCUAUACCACUGGGCUCUUCCAAGAACAGUGGUCAACCGAGCAAACCAUGGGGAUAACAUGUACUAUGAAUCCUAUAAUAAGAGCAUAACAGGAGUUUCGGAGUCACAGAAGGAGCUAUCAGGAACUCUCCAUGCCUAUUUGACUAGUUUUAUCACCCAGGGCAAUCCGAACGCUAUCAAGGGCCGCUGCUCACAAAGGCCUGAGUGGGAGGCCUUUGUGCCUGAUGAGCCAUGCGUGAUGACCUUUGGACAAGGUAAUGAGGAACUAAUUGGGGGCUCCACGGCUCCUCCGGCAAAGUUUGUCAAGGAUCAGUGGGCGAGGGAACAAACUGAAUUCUGGUGGUCCAAAGUUCCGAUUUCACAACUCGCUUGA